Messenger RNA from Aspergillus pseudonomiae, 1512 nucleotides. RefSeq lists its product as uncharacterized. The record is from RefSeq and is a predicted model, not a curated record. The transcript is spliced from 2 exons. Lineage: Eukaryota; Fungi; Ascomycota; Eurotiomycetes; Eurotiales; Aspergillaceae. Bases 1 to 1512 code for a protein of 503 amino acids.
AUGCUACAGCCGUAUCCCAGGUUCUAUAUCAUUAGACCUCAAGGUUCAUUUGUGCCCUUGAUCCCAGUCGACGAGCUACCGACGUGGAUUCAAGUUGGAAACUGGGACUGGAACGAUACGUCAUUGUUCACUGCCAUGGCCCCUGCUAGUUUCAGCUCUAUCCCACGCGUCGGCGAAUACGACGUCGUCUGCCACCACUGCAACGCCAGUCUCGAUGGUCUUCAUCGAAGCGUCUCGGAGCAGAGUGGAAAGACAGGAAACAGCGCUCAGUACCCUCCCUUACCACUUACGAAACUAAACCAGACCUACGCCGGUGCAUUUCUCUCACAGUCAUCACAGGAGGCGCUUUCUCCUCUGGCCUCAAGCUAUCUAAUGUCCUUGAAACAGCCGCUCUUUUACACACCUGGAUACCCUGCAGGUUUCACAGAACCCCCUUAUUAUGCGAAUCUGCAGAGCCCUUUUGUUGGAAUGUGUUUCAUUAAAGGCUGCUACAAAAGGGGUCGAGACCAGGCCAAGGAGUCGAUAGCUUUGAGAAGAAUACGUAAACAACAGGGCCAGACUGGCGAAAACCUACUCGCUGAUGAGUUUCCUGAGGAUCCUCAGAAUCCUCCAGCUCCUCCCAAUUUGCCAAGUGCUUCAACUUCUCAAAACCCUGGGGCUGGUCCGAGUGGUGAGAGUCAACCCCAGAAUAAUCCUGCGUAUGACCCCGACGAGAUCACAGAGAUUCCCGACGAUGUAGGCAAUGUAUCUAGUGCACAGCUGUUGGAUGAUGAGAUCCAGGAAACGGGAGGAAGUCUUACACCAGCAUCCCCGGCGGAGUCCAGGACUAACAAGUUCAAGCGAUGGAGAUCCAAGCGACAGGAAUCCAAGAAACAGGAGUCUAAGCAACAGGAGUCCAAGCAACAGGAGCCCCCUCGUCUGGGUAAACAGGCAGUACAACGAACUCCUGUACAGGCUUCCUCAUCGAAGUCUAAGCCACAGGAGCCCAAUCAGCCUGUUAGUAAGGAAACUCAACCAGUUCCUAUACCACAAAAGUCCCCGUUGAGGUCAGCGCCACAGGAGCCCAAUCAUCCGGGCAGACAGGAAGUGCAACGAGCUCCUGUACCAGGGGUUCCAGUCAGUUCUAAGCCACAGAAUCCCGCUAGAGAGGAACCGCAAGUUUCUAUACCACCAAAGUCCCCGUUGAGGUCCACACCACAGGAGCACGACCAUCCUGCUCAGCAGGGAACACAGCCAAUUCCUAUACCAGGGGCCUCAUCGAGGUCCAAGCUACAUGAAUCCAAUCCCCAUCCUAGGCAUAAGACGGACUCGCCCCCAAACAAACACGAGGAGCUCCCGACGUUUCCCGUCGACCAGUCGCUCAUUUUUCCACACUCACCCUCCGACACUAGUCUGGAUAGUAGAUUGAGAGUAGGCUUCACCUCAAUCCAUAAAUUCGCCGUUGCCACAAGCAUCUCCAAAAAGACGUUUGAAGGCGAGGGGGUUCAAGCCAUUUUCAAUGUUCUGACGUAG